GUACAAAAACGACCCAAAAUGUCAGAUAUGAGCGAUGAAAUGUUGAGUGAUGAGGAGUCAGCUGAGAUGUAUCGUCAAGAAUUUGGUGAAGGCGAACAUGAACUUAUGUUCGAGCGACUUAUCGAUGGACCUCAUGAGGAGCAGCUGGAUAAGGAUCGUGAUGAAACGUUGGAAAAUAUGGCGGAGACCAGAGCUAUACGACAGAUUUCGCGGGGUCUUCCUACUGUGAAGAAAUUGACCAUCAAGAAUUUUCGAAGGAAAAACGACGACGUAGCAGAUUUAAUGACGACAGGAUGGAUUUCGUUGGAGGGUAGCAUAAAUGCCAUACAAAAGAAACAGCAUAUUACUAUCAGUCUGGAACAGUUAUACAAGGUAGUAGAAUCACUAUGUGAAAAUAAAAUGGCGAGAACAACGUACGACAAAUUGCUUGAGAAUGUUAGAAAAUGGAUUCGAGGGUUUAGGAGUGAUCUGAGCGAGAAAAGUAGUGCAGGAGGAGUGGAAUUCAUGAAAGCAGUAGAGACUCUAUGGAGUGAUUAUUGCCAACAGAUGUUAGCUCAAUUACAGAUCCUUAUACGCAACGUGUUUUUGUAUCUUGAUAGGACUUCCAUCCGACAGUGUUCUAGGGAGUCGUCAUUGGUGAUUUUCCGUGAGGAAAUUGUGACAUACGGAUGUGUGCUCAAGAAACUAGUAGAUGGGAUUUUAGAGUGCAUAGCUGAAGAAAGAGCGGGAGAUCAGGUUGAUCGAUCACUUCUUCGGGCUUUAUUGCGCAUGCUACGAACUCUUGAUCUAUAUAAGCAAUCGUUUGAAGAAGAGUUUCUAACUAACACGACAACACAUUAUACUCAUGAGAGUAUGUCAUUGGUGCGCACACUUGAGACUGCCGAAUUUUUACUGUAUAUCGAGCGAAGGUUAAAAGAAGAAAACGAAAGAGUUGACUUUUACUUGGAUGAAAGUACAAGGGCACCUUUGUUAACAAGAGCCGAAAAAUGCAUGAUCAGUGAUCACAUGCAAGACGUCGUCGAUAAUGGUCUUGCAACGUUAUUGACCGAUAAUCGUGUGCAAGACGUUACGAGGCUGUACUUACUUUUAAGUAGAGUUGAAGGAGGAGUUCCCCUGCUCAAAACAGGAUUUUCUUCAUAUAUUAAGAGAGUUGGUAAAGCAAUGAUCAUGGAUCCGCAACAUGAUCCAACCAUGGUAGAGGAUCUAAUGACCUUUAAGGAUAAACUUGACGUCUUUGUGGAUACAUGCUUUGGCACUGAGGAGGAGAGAAUGAAGUUCGCUCAAGCCGAAAAGGAUGCUUUCGACUACUUCAUCAAUACGCGGGGUAACAAACCUGCUGAAUUGAUUGCCAAAUUUAUGGAUGCGAGACUGCGUAGUGCUAAUAAAGAGGCAUCCGAUGAGCAGCUGGAUCAGCUUAUGAACAAAGUGAUAACCCUCUUUCGAUUUAUCCAAGUGCGCAAGGAUUUGUAUUUAGGAAAAGACGUUUUUGAAGUAUUCUACAAGAAAGAUCUGGCAAAACGGCUACUUCUUGGUAGAAGUGCGUCUGUGGAUGCUGAGAAGAUCAUGCUCAGCAAAUUGAGGCAGGAGUGUGGUGCUGGCUUUACUCAAAAAUUGGAGGGUAUGUUCAAGGAUAUGGAGUUGUCGAAAGAUCUAGGUGUGGCUUUCAGAAAUUACUGCAUACACGAGACCUCGUUGGGACGACUUGGUGAGAUUGUAGAGUGUAACGUCAACGUUCUUACUAUGGGACAGUGGCCAGCUUACGAGACUGUGCAGGUUACCUUGCCGAAACAACUAAACGCUUGUUUACAACUGUAUGAGAAGUUCUAUGACUCGCGGCAUACGGGUCGCAAGCUUCAGUGGCAACCUCGUCUUGGGCAAUGUGUUCUCAAAGCAAAUUUCCGACCUGGGUGCGAUAAAGAGUUAAAAGUAUCAUUAUUCCAAGCGAUAGUUCUGCUUUUGUUCAACAACCAACCAUCUUGGACAGCUGCUGAUAUCAUGAUGGCUACCAAAUUAGAACAUAAAGAAUUCGUUCGUACCAUGGUCUCUCUGUCAUGCGCCAAAGUUCGUGUUUUACAUAAAAUGCCAAUGAAUAAAGAGAUCAAUGAUAACGAUGUGUUCACGGUCAACACGGAUAUGAAAGAAAUGCGCUUCCGCAUUCGUAUCUCUGAAGUACAGAUAAAGGAGACGGAAGAGGAGUACAAAGCAGUAGAAGAAGAGGUUAAUCAAGAUCGACAAUACCAGAUCGAUGCAGCAAUUGUACGCGUAAUGAAGACGCGUAAAAAGCUCAAUCAUCAACUGCUGAUCUCAGAGUUAUUUGCACAACUUAGAUUCCCGGUUCGCGCAGCAGAUUUGAAGAAACGAAUAGGCUCGCUCAUGGAAAGAGAUUAUUUACGGAGAUGUGAAGAAGAUCCAAAUGCGUAUCAAUACAUGUCAGCUGGAGUUAGCCCUGUCUUAAAUUCUGCUGUUCGGCGGUAUCUGUUGUGGAUAAGCUAUGAUGGCUCACGAUUUCCAGAAAUGGCUAGCGGCGGUACAGGCUUUGGUGUAGUUGAUAUGUUAUAUCAGACAAUCUCUGAGUCAUUGUUUGGAGCAAGACCUAACAGCAAUCCUCUGCACGACUCCCUGAAACUUUCGCCUAGUAGCAGAACAGAUGCCGGUGUACAUGCGCUGAGAAAUGCUCUAAUUUGUCAAGUUCCUUUGGAGUUAGCAACUCUCGAUGCCACAAUUGAGAAUAAGAACUCAUGCUUAAGGAAAUGGAACAGGACCAUUGAUAUGUUUGCUCCUGGUGCGAUGAAGGUAAAUGACCUACAUAGCGUUUCAGCGGGAUUUUGUGUUAGAAGACAUGUUGCUUACAGGAAGUAUACUUAUCGGUUAGCUGUGAUACGGGACUGGGGUUUAUGGGAGUCAGUGCAGGAACAUCCCUCUACAGCUUGCUUUUCGGAAAAGGAUUACGCCUGGCGACUUCCUCCUGGCUUUUCUCCUGAAAAAGCGUCUGACGCAUGCAAACUCUUCAUAGGAGAGCAUGUGAUGGGCUCAUUCUACAAGCAUACUGCUCGAGAAAAACGUAGAGAAUUGCAUUCACCUAGCGCUGUCAGAAAUAUCCUCCUCUGUCAACUUUCCAGAGGUGGGCUUUGUUAGUC
This is a messenger RNA of Strongylus vulgaris, 3137 nucleotides long. NCBI's taxonomy places the organism in Eukaryota, Metazoa, Nematoda, Chromadorea, Rhabditida, Strongylidae. The record is from the annotation of a GenBank genome assembly.